GGCAAGUCAGCGGGCAUCAAGUCACCGGGCAAGUCAGCGGGCACCGAGCCAUCUGGCACGACAGUGGGCUCCGAGUCAUCUGACAGAACCGCGGGCACUGGGUCACCAAGCUCGACAGCGGGCACCAGGUCAUUUGGCAGGAUAGCGGGCACCAGGUCACCGGGCACCGAGUCACACGGGCACCAAGCCAUCUGGCACGACAGAGGGCAACGAGUCAGCGGCACGACAGCGGGCAACGAGUCAUCUGGCACGACAGCGGGCAACGAGUCAUCUGGCACGACAGCGGGCAACGAGUCAUCUGGCAGAACAGCGGGCAUCAGGUCAUCUGGCUUGACAGCAGGCACCGAGUCAACUGGCACGACAGCGGGCACCGGGUCAUCUGGCUUGACAGCAGGCACUGAGUCAUCUGGCACGACAGCGGGCACCGAGUCAUCUGGCACGACAGCGAGCUCCGAAUCAUCUGGCAGAACCGCGGGCACCGGGUCACCAAGCUCGACAGCGGGCACCGAGUCAUCUGGCACGACAGCG
This is a messenger RNA of Staurois parvus, 528 nucleotides long. The record is from the annotation of a GenBank genome assembly. NCBI's taxonomy places the organism in Eukaryota, Metazoa, Chordata, Amphibia, Anura, Ranidae.